AAUAAGAUGUUGAUAUUUGCAUUUAAUCACAUAUUUUAAUUUAAAUUGAGUUCCUGAAGAAUUGAAAAUGCAUCUCUGUUUUAAUAUGUGAUGACAAACAGUUAUCUGUUUUUGAGUAUGUGCGAUGGGAAUAUGGGUUUGAAUAAGGAGACAUUCUCGCAGUAAUGGGUUAUGCGAGUGUUGGAGGGUGUGAUAACCUCCUCUUAUGAGUCACCGCGAGCGUGUGUGAUGCGCUACAGACUCCCUCCGCUCCGCUGUCCCAGAGUCUUCAGCAAACACGGAAGAAGCGGAAGAACACAGCGGCACACGCCAAAGAAUGACCUGGAUACCGCGAGUGUGGAUAUCAACGUCGCUCCAGAUCCACGGAGUCCAGUCCUGUGCGCUCUGUUUCAGCCAGCAGUGAUGUGAGGUUUCUACUGGAUCAGCAAAUACUCUGUAUAGGUAUGCGCUAUCAAGUGUUAGGGUUAUUUUUACACUUCUGUCAGUUCUGCUGGUUUUCGUGUGGAAAGAAAUAUAUAUGGCCGAGCAUAGUUGGUAUUGAAUCAUUUUGACAUGAAAGACCUGCGCAUAGAUGCGUCUUGGAUAGGAGUUUGGUCACACUGGCAUCUAUCUCAGAGGCAGACUGGACGCUCAGUGUCUAAAAUGAUGUCAGGAUUGUUGUCCUGAUGGGAAAACUAUCCUUCUGGAUGUGGCCUUCAAAUGUGAAUUUUCCACAAGAAAGGAACCAAAGAGCAUCCUGACUUUGUCAAGUUGGAUUGAUUUUGAAUGCCAAGUGCAUUUUGAUUUUCGUCUCUCCUUCGCGUGUACGGUCCAUUUAUUCCUUCCGCCUUUCCUUUCUUCCAUUCACCCUGCUGCAAGGUCUGUUUCUCUGUUGUGCAGGAGGACGCGGAGGGUCCGACAUGUCUGCCAAGGCUCCCAUAUACCUUAAACGAAGUAGCCGUAAAGGAAAGAAGGAAAAAUUGCGUGACAUUCUUUCCUCUGACAUGAUCAGUCCUCCGUUGGGAGACUUCAGACACACCAUCCACAUUGGCAAUGGUGGGGGUGCAGAAGAUCUUUUUGGUGACCUGUCUUUCUUACAAGGUAAAUUUCACCUGUUACCAGGGCAACAAGGUCACCAGGGGUCUUCCCAGCUAAGUCGCACAGCGAGUGUAAGAAAUCCCCCGCCGUCCUGUGAUAACUCGCCCCUCUUAAAAAAUGCCCUGUCUCUUCCUAUCAUUGGAGGGGUGCAGGCGCUCACCCUUCCAGCCCCGAUGGCCACAGCCCCUCUGACUUCAACAGCAAUGGAGACCCCUGAGGUCCCGACAGCACCGACAACGGCCCAGUCACCCCCAACAUCUCCAUCUCUCGCUCCACCUCCCAAACCUCCCAGACUGCACCUGGAAGAGAGGAUCGUGUCACGGCAUUCAUCACUUCCUGCAUCUACAAAACGCUCUCCACUUCAUCUGCACACAAAUGGACAAAGACCAGAUCCUGAGGAAAAUGAGAAGUGUGUGAAGGAUAGGGAUGAGGCGGAGAAGCCGUAUCUGACCAACGCUGGCUCGAUGCUUUCCCUCCAUCUGGACUUGGGGCCAUCGAUCCUAGAAGAUGUGCUUCAGAUCAUGGACAACCAGAGGACAGGGACAUUCAGUGGGGGACUUAAACCUAGUGGACGACAAGAGAUAUAUACCUGAAAGUGAUCAAGAUAUCAGAAUCAAAGCUCGAUGGUGCAUAAAUGGACUAAUCGCAUUUUUCUUCAUGUAUCAAAACAGUUUGCCUUGUGAAAGAACUCAUUUACCUGCUGUACAAUUGCAUUUCCUGGAUAUUUUGAAAUUGUAUGCUUAUUAUACAUAUAAUCUUUGAAAAAGACCUUUGGUAGCUACAGGAUUGGAACCGAUGUGAAUUGAAUCGAUCAUUGGAUUUCUCUGUGUUCAUAUAGAUUGUUUUACUUCCUCUCUGUUUGUUUUGGACUACAAGCAAUACACUAACUCUGGCUACUCUUCGAUACAUUAUGAAACAUCUGAAAACAUUUUAGCAAGCUCAUCUAAUACUACCUGCAGUGUGUAUGUACUAUUACAGAGCAACAUGCUAUAGGCCUCCUGGAUUCACUUCAGAAAAAAGUGAAUUUUCUCUUUCAAAGCAGCAAUGACAUCAUCCUCCCCCCCUUUCUGUGUUGUUGCAAUUUGUGUAAUCGGGUAAAAAUGCGCAGCUCCUCCCCAAUGAUCUGGACACACACACAUGCCAGGAGGCCUCUGCAUCUACACCCUGGGAUUGGAGCUUUCUCUUCUUGUUGGGAGUUUUUUUUUUUUUUUUCAUUGUUCCAAAACAAAACCCAAAGGUUGUUUUUUGAUGGAGCAGGAAUAUGGAAUGUUUCCUUUCAUAAAAUACACAUUUUUUUACUGUG
Carassius gibelio (silver crucian carp) is the source of this 2380-nucleotide messenger RNA. Its product is annotated as cdc42 effector protein 2. Bases 900 to 1670 code for a protein of 256 amino acids. The transcript has 2 exons. Lineage: Eukaryota; Metazoa; Chordata; Actinopteri; Cypriniformes; Cyprinidae. The record is from RefSeq and is a predicted model, not a curated record.